UAAAGGCUUAUUCGAAUCCAUCCCUUAUUCUCUCUCUUUAGCGACUGGAACUGAGUCCAAUUUUACGUAAAACAAAUCAACACCAUGAUGAAGAUAGUUUAUACAGUCUGUUACUUGGCGCUAAUUUUCUCCCUGGGAGCAUGUACUGUUACGGAUAUUGAACCACAGAUUAAUGAAGAAGACAUCGUAGAUUUCAGAGCCAUUUUGAAGGACGUGAUAAAAAAGCUUGACGUUGAUCGAAUGUUCGACAAUUACGUAGCAGAUAUCGGACCUUUAAAUUUUCCCAAGACAGGCGAUAUUCAAAAAGUACAAGCUUUGGAAUGUUCGUGGAAAGGAGCUUCCGGAAGAUGCUGCGCCAAGCUGACUAGGGCUCCUCGUUUGUGUUUACGCAUUAAGCUAAGCAGUGGUGAAAUUGCAAUACAGAUAAGACUUUAUCUUUUCACAAUUUUUUCGGAAAAAAUCCACGGCGCUGGAACUAAGACCUUCUAUUUUCCUUUUGGGCCCCUAAAAUACUGGUUAACAGUCUCCGUGAAAAGCAUCACAGAUCAUUUCGCCAACGCGUGUUUCAGUCUCAAAUACAAAGUAUUUAGGAUUGUACGGAACGAAUCUCUGGGUUGUUUUAGCAAAAAAUUCUGAAUAGAAAACCAUCAAUAACAAAACGAACCGAGUCCACUAUUCACGCUUUUAUGAGAAGAUUGAAACAAAAAUUUCUCGAAGGUCGAAGGACUGACUUAUGACGAAGAAAAUUUCAUGGAAAAAUUGGAAUGAGUCAAAAAAAUAAAAAUGAUUUAUAUAUUCCGUGCAUCAUUAAUCCGCUAUGAUUAAUGGAGAACUGAUAGAGGAUUAUCCUAUUUGGAAGGGGAUUAGAGUUUUGUAAUUCUUUGAAAUAAAUAAAUGUCUUUCCUCAAAAGUCUCAAGCCUACAAGAA
Molecule: messenger RNA, 928 nt
Organism: Octopus bimaculoides (California two-spot octopus)
Lineage: Eukaryota; Metazoa; Mollusca; Cephalopoda; Octopoda; Octopodidae
Source: RefSeq, a predicted model, not a curated record